GCUUUGAGCAGCAAAACAAUAUUGGGACCGAGAGCUGGAAACGCUGCCUCAUUUCCAUCCCGUGUGAAGCUUGGAGACGAUCCCUUAUCGUGGCAUUGGCCGAUAUUAUGGAAAAAUGUGAUUCACCCUGCGCCAAUGGAAAGGGUGAACGUCUAGCUGGGAAACCCCCAAACAUUCAGGAGUUCAGGUGGAGCAUGCGAUCGUGUGUGGAGUCAGGCAAAUGGUGAGAGGACUGCUCUUCAUUCAUCAGCAAAGGGUUGUUCUCAGGUGUGGUUUCUUUACGUUUGACUGGAAUUUUAUUUGCGUGCAUAAACAGAUACAUGGAUACAAGGAGCGGCAUGGAACUCUCUGCUUCCUGAGCUGUUGUUAGAAGAACAGAGAAACUGGCAGCAAUCCACUGAUCCAUUACAUGAUGUGCCAAGAACCGUCGUUUUCCAUAAGGUUAUAAGUUCACCUUCAAGACCAAAGAAAGUUCCCUGUGUGGCACACAUGCAGCUUUGAUUCAAAGUUUGUCAUCUUGACGCAUCUUCUUUUCAACAAGCUCAUCAAGGCUGACAAGACAGAUAUAUUUCUUCAUUCUAACUACCUCUUGAAGCUCCGGAUUGCCAUCACUCUUUCGAAUUCAUAGGGAGCCUUUAUUGCCUAGUUCAGGAGAGGUCUUGGAAUCCUUUCUCUGCAAAACAUGGCUGCUGUAGUCCAGCACAACGAGUUUGUGUUUGAGUUUGCAAGCAAUGGAAUGGAGGAUAUGCAGCAGCUUGAAGAUCCUCUGCCAUUUCCUGCCGUUAUAGUGGAACAAGUGCCAAACACAGACUUGUUCUAUUCAAGCCUGGAUUGUGAUGAUGUUUCUACUGGAAUGAUGGACGACACCUCUCUAGAUGUUGUAGAGGAACAAAUAAUAGAGGAUAACAUUGGCCUUUCUGUGGUAACUUCCUGCCAGAAUGAAGAUGAAACAAUGGAGACCAUUGAGGCUGCUGAAGCUCUUCUUAACAUGGAAUCCCCAAAUGCCAUUUUGGAUGAAAAGCGAAUGUUUCAUGGAUAUACACACUCUUUGGAUGAAGUAAUCACAGAAUCCGUUGAGCAAGGCACUAUCUCAUUGGAAAAAAUCCCUGGUGUCAUCAAAAGAUAUUCAUCUCAGAUGGCAGCUGAUGAAGAUGACUCUGCAUAUGAGUCUCCUCGAAAAAACGCACUUAAACAAAGGAAAAAGAAAGGUCGGAAGAUUAAACCUUCUCGCCCAUCUUCGCCUGUCACAGCUCCACACCUUCCAAUUAAAAAGAAAAAUAAGGAUGGAAAAGGGAACACGAUUUAUCUCUGGGAGUUCCUGCUGGCUCUCUUGCAAGAUAAGAACACUUGUCCAAAGUAUAUCAAGUGGACGCAGAGAGAAAAGGGUAUUUUUAAGCUUGUGGACUCGAAGGCAGUGUCAAAAUUAUGGGGAAAGCACAAAAAUAAACCAGAUAUGAAUUAUGAAACAAUGGGCAGAGCCCUGAGAUAUUACUACCAGAGAGGGAUCUUGGCCAAGGUGGAAGGUCAACGGCUGGUGUAUCAGUUCAAAGAGAUGCCCAAGGAUCUGGUGGUCAUUGACGAUGACUCAACUGAGCAUGUCACACCUAACAUGAUGACCUCAUCAGAUUAUUCAUUGCCGACGAAGAGGAAAAAUGCCACCCAUGGAAUCCUCCAGUUGCAGAAUGUAGGCAAGGUGGCAACUGUGCCACAGUCAGUGCUGGUGCAGCACAUUAAGCAAGAGCCCACAGAGUCGCUGACUCAGCCCACUCAGAAAAGAGGAGGGCAACAGGGCCACAUCUUAACAACCAUGCAGGGGCCACAGAGCAAUCAAGUCCUUCAGCAAGGACUGCCAGAUGUGACCAGAGCUUCUGUAACUAUGUCUUCAGCUGCACAGACGAUCAGGACAAUAAGCGUUCCAAGCCACGUUCCUAUGAUGAUGACUUCUGGUGCACAUGCUGUUGGUACUUUGAUGUUGCAGACUAUACCACUUACUUCCAUGCUGUCUGGAACAGACCGCUGUCCUUCCAAAAUUAUUUUACGUGCCAUUCCUUGUUCAGAAGGAUCUAAGGAAACUGUCACAAUCCAGGCCACUUUGUCUCCCACAAUAAAUGGAUUUGGCUUCACUGAGGCCCAGCAGGCCCAGCUCAUUGCCUCCAGUCUUUCAUUAUCUGAUAGUGGAUUUCAGACAGUCAUAAAUAAUUGUGUGCAACCUUCCCUUGAUGGCAUCACACAACUGGUGACCCUCAACAGCGUUGGUCAGCCUGUGGUUGCACACCGUUCGGGGAGUGUAAUUGCCACGGUGCUUAAACCACCCGAACAUAUUCUGGACACUUCUGAAUUUCAAGGCGUGGUCUCGAGUGCACAUGACCCCAUUCCCAGAGUCAAAAUGGUGGUGGAGCCUGGUCCUCUAGUGGACGACGAGUCCAACUAUCAGCAUCUCAACACUGUGCUGCUGAGCAAUCCCAAUGGUAUCGCAACGUCUGUCAUAAAGAUGGAAGGAAUGGACAGACACUUUGAAACUAUCGUUCAAGGCUCUGAGAACCUCAACAGUUCAUUGUCACAGAGCCUGAAUUGUGCUCUCACUCCUGUGGUGAAACUGGAAGCCAAUGACGAGUGCUCAGUAUCAACCCUGCACCCAGACCACAAACAUGAUCAAGAUAACACCCUCCUGGAUACGGAUCUCCACGAUACCAUGCCAUUUCUAAAACUGGAUAAUUCCCAGACAUUUGCACAUGCAGAAAGCUUACUUUACUACCCUAGUAAUGUGACUUCUUGUCUAAGUGCCAUAUCCACUCCUGCAAUGGUUAAAACAGAGCCGACAGAUCUGUAAAUAAUGUAGAAAGCAAUAUCUACUGUAUCUCUCACAUGUUGGACUGGCGUUUGGCCAAUCUAAUCGUGAAGGAUUGUAAAUAAGCAGUUAUUGAUUCAGAAUAUUUAAUACUGUGUCCAGGCCAUCAUUGUCAGUUACAAUUUGAAAGAAUGUUAUUUUAGAUCUAAGCAUCAAUACCAGAGAAGUAAUCAAGGGACCUAAAUGGUGCAAUGAUUUUCUAGUCGUAUGUUUUGAUGCAAGUUUGAAACUUCACUUACACUUUUCUCCCUUUGUCCAUCUUUAUUGUUCUUUGACUGUCUAGUUAAAAUUAUUUAGAUGUGCCUUGAACUCGAGUUCCGAGGCUCUUCUUAAUAAUUACCAUCUCGGUCAAUGCUCAGCAGAUAUUUCAGUGAGGGUUAGAUUAAGUAACCAAUUAAACAUGGGUAGUCACCUUUAAACCUUACUGAACAUUGGUUUCGGUGACCAGUUGUCCAGGAAUUGAACCACCCCUCAUGGUUUGGUUCCAAAACCAGCAUGAAUGAAAGUUGCACAAAAAGAAAAUGCUGCAGAUGGAGAUCUGAAUUAAUAACAGGGCUGGAAAUACACAAUGGAUCAGGUAGCAUCUGUGAAGAGAGAAACAGUUGAUCUUCAUUGAUCCGAAUCAUGAGCUUGGUUUCUCCCUCAAAAGAUGCUGAUGGAGGGAAAGCGAAUUGUGCUGCAGUUUUAAGGAUCCGUCAAGAGGCGUAAAUCCAAUUCAGCUUUUUCUGCUAUACCAUAUUUUUCAACCAUGUGAUGUACCUGGAAAUAAACAAUUCACUGUUCUCCAAAACAUUCCCACAGUUAGGUACACUCUCUUGAAAGUGGUGAAUUAAGUUAAAUUGCUUGAUGGUACAGCUUUUUUAAUAUCUUCCUCCCCCAACAUAUCUUGCCAAAACAGUGAACAGUGUCCAUCUGCAGUGAGCAUGCAACUUAGCUUGUACCAGCCUAAGCACAAUUAUGUCUCCUUUGCUCUAACAUAGCCUAUUUAUGUUUUUUGUAAACCUUGUUUUGGAAUUAUGUUUUCUUAUCAGAAAUUUGACAUUUAGGAAAUAAUAUUGAAUGUAAUUUUAGCUUACCAUGAAGAUGGGAUGACAAACCACAAGAUGAAUAUUUUAUAUCAAAUUGUUAAUUCCUUGUAGAAUAAUUGCAGAAUAUUAUAUUUUCAUAUGUGAUAUGAAAAGAAUUCUUCAGGAAAAAAAUGUGAACUUGGGAUAUUUUGUAAGAGGUUUUUGUAAAUAUUUAUCUUUGAUAAUUCAAAAUGUAUACAUUUUCUAAUGCUACACAAUUUCCUCGGGCUUUGUUUUUGACCAGCUUCCUGUCAGUUUAUCAUUGGAAGCUUAUGUGGAUGCUUCAUCGGAUGCAGAGGUCUAUAUUGAUACUGCACCAUCUCAAGAAAAAAAAAAACAUGGGAGAGUGAGAUUUCAUUGACUAAAAUAAAAACAGGUUAUUUUACAAAUUGUUUGAAUUAGACAGCUAUGUUAUAUUUUGCAUAUGGUUUGAAAAACAUGCUUGGAAUUUGCAGCUUUCGCCACAGCAGCCUAUGGUAUUUGGACCAUAUUCAUGUUCUCCAAAGAUGCUGUAUGACUCCAGCACUGUGUCUUUCUUUGUAGUUCCCUGUUUCUAUAGUUGGAAUUGUCGUCUGCUUUAUCAACAUCUCAUUCCUUUUCCAGUGAGCAUUGCAGCACAUCAGUUAUGUGGGCCGCCAAUUUAUUAUCUAACAUCUGUUACCCAAUUUGAAAUUAAUUUUAUUGGAAGGAUCUAAUGCAAGGAAUUUAGGUCACCCGAGCAAACCAAGUCACAGUGUUCCUCUUUAACCAGUUGAAGGAUGUAGAAAAUCAGAAAAUAUAAGUUGGAAUAUUCAAUUCAACGUUAAACUAAAUACAGAAAUGAAAACAGAGAGGAAAAGAAAGCAUUGCAAGAAAAAUUAGCUAAAUGCCCCCAACUUUAAUUAAAAUCUGAAGGAAUGAGUUCAGGUGUAAAUUUUUAAUAUCAGUUUAUUUUACAGUUAUUAAGAUUUGUUAAAUCGUUAAAACUUUCUUAUACUUGAAUGGACAAGCAUUUUGUUUAGUGGAUUUCACAUUAAUGCUUAACAGUUUUUUGUUUUCUUAAUGGAGAGCACCCAGAGAAGAAGACGUUAGCUAGCAACUUACGAGCUUCCCCCAUGUAAUUACAUGCCUGUGAUCAUUGCAAUUUGGCGCAUAAUUUACAUUUCACGUGAAGUUGAGGAUUGGUGCUGCAAAAUUUGAAACAUCUUUGUCCUCUAUUUUGCAUGCAUUAAAAUCAUUGAUACAGUCAGCCAGACCAUUUUCUAACCAGUUGCGUGUUCAGCACAGUUGGACAGUGUGUUUUUGUUUAGCUUUUUUGUUCUGUCAUUUCUCCUAUUUCACACCAUGAUUUUCUUUUUUGUAUCAUGCCCCCACAUUCAACGUCUCCCUAUUUCAACUCAGUUUAACAGAUUCAGCUUUCACUUAAGACAAAUAUUAUGUGCUCACUCAAUGGUCCCCUGGGUAAGGACAUUCUCUCCUUGCUUUGUGUACAGACCAAUUAGUUUGUAGAUUUGAUCCUGGCUCUUUGCUAAGCUGACUGAUUUUAACUCUCUUGAUAAUUGAUGCUAUAACAGACUUGCAUGUUAGAUUGAUUUCCAUCCAGUGACCCACUGCUUGGAAAUACGUGCUGAAGGUCAACCGGUGGUAAAUGUACACAUUAAAUAGCUUAGUUGCUUUCCAGGCAGAAGGUUGUGUUUCUAAAUACCACUCCAGAGACGAGCACCGAAUCUGGGCUGCACUUAUACAUAUUGAAACAGGACUACAGAACAGUCAGAGGUAUUGUAUUUCUGAUAAGGUAAUAAUCAGGCUGGUGUGUAAGAAAACAUGACCUCAUUUGAACAAGAACAGGAGUUUCCACAGGUUUUCUUGACUUUGUGGUAUAAAUAUUAUUUGUUUGUUAUCCAACACCAGAUGAUCUGAUCAUCCAUUUAAUUGCUUUUUAUGGGAAUUUUGUCUUUAAUUUAGUUGGUACAUUGCCUUCUUGACACCAGGUCUACAGAUCAUUAGUUGAAGUGCUUUUGGACCGGAGCUAUCAUAUGAAUACACAUCCUCCUCUUUUCCCUUCAACUGUUGGAACUGAUUAUGAUAUUGUGUUUCUCAGUAAAACCUACGAAAACCCCUCUUGUAGUGAACAAUGAUAAUUUAAACUUAGGACAGGAAGGGGCUACUAACAUUUAUUGUCAAUAUGUUAGCUGAAAGCAAAGGAAAAAUGAAAAUGCUGGAAAUAAAGUGAGGCAGCAUCUGUGAAGCAAGAAACAAGGAAUGUAACAGAUCAAACAUCUUUCAUGUGUGGGAAGGAACUGCAGAUACUGGUUUAAACCGAAGAUAGACACAAAAAGCUGGAGUAACUCAGCGGGACAGGCACCAUCUCUGGAGAGAAAUAAUGGGUGACAUUUCGGGGCGAGGCCCAUCUUCAGACUCAUCUUUCAUGUGUCUAAUUUACCUGUUCUCAUGUCUUGCCAUUGACUUGAAACAUUAGCAGCUUCCUUCUCCAUGGAUGCCAUCAACUCUGAAUAUUAUUGAAUGAAGAACUGGAAAGUGGGGACAGUGGAAGAAAUGCUGGAUGGGUGAAGCUUGCCUACCAGACUACUCUCGGAUUUCAGCAUUUGACACUUUGACAUAAAGGUACAAGUAGGGCCAACUGAAAAUGAGCACGUACCUAAAUUGACCCAGAUAUAUCAUCUUCAUUAUGGUGGUCAUUUAUAAAACAUGAA
This is a messenger RNA of Leucoraja erinaceus (little skate), 6608 nucleotides long. RefSeq names its product E74-like ETS transcription factor 1 (gene elf1). Gene Ontology annotation, molecular function: sequence-specific DNA binding; DNA-binding transcription factor activity, RNA polymerase II-specific. The transcript has 11 exons. The record is from RefSeq and is a predicted model, not a curated record. The coding region runs from base 683 to 2830 and encodes 715 amino acids. NCBI's taxonomy places the organism in Eukaryota, Metazoa, Chordata, Chondrichthyes, Rajiformes, Rajidae. Gene Ontology annotation, cellular component: nucleus. Gene Ontology annotation, biological process: cell differentiation; regulation of transcription by RNA polymerase II.